Aspergillus caelatus is the source of this 1647-nucleotide messenger RNA. RefSeq lists its product as uncharacterized. Bases 1 to 1647 code for a protein of 548 amino acids. NCBI's taxonomy places the organism in Eukaryota, Fungi, Ascomycota, Eurotiomycetes, Eurotiales, Aspergillaceae. The transcript is spliced from 4 exons. The record is from RefSeq and is a predicted model, not a curated record.
AUGAUGCUGUUAAGCCUACCAAGGAGAGAUUUGAUCGCGUGCUACGUGAAAUAUGCAUUAUGGUCCAGUUAUGUCGAUCUUGAAGGCCCUACUUCUCUCCCAAUUGAAUGUAUUGAUCUCAAACGCAUACUCGGCCAAACGCCAUCAUUCCUUGGACAUGGGUUGAUCCCCGAAAACGAGUCAGUCCCAUUCAAGUGUAACGAGAGCUCAGGAACUCUUUACGUCAAUGGUCGUUCGACUUGGAAACCCUCCAACGGGACUUGCCAGCUGGGGCCUAAAGAAAUACACCGCACGGUUCUGCUUGCGACUCAAACUGCAAUGAAUGUAGAGCUCUCAGAUUCUGUCCCAUUCGCAGAAUGGCCUGGUGUUCAGGGUCUUGAGGGGUACGACGAGAGCAACUACAUCGCAGUAUUAUUUCUUGCCUGGGCGUAUAUGCUGAGUGCUCGAUGGUCCGAAUUAUUGAGUAGAUCUCCGGAGCACCGGUGUAUGAUUACCCGUAUUGAAGUAGACAUUGGUGAUAAUGCUACUGAUGAUGAAGUGCAUUGGUGGGAAGCAAUCUUGUCAGCUUAUGAAGGAUGGAGCAUAACGACAGUCUAUAACGGCAGGACGUAUGUCUCGCCUUGGGCUGUUGCAAUAUCAGGCGCCACAGAGUUAAGAACUAAACAGCGUUUAUAUGGUCAAUGCUCGGCGGCCUUGUCUGCAGCACUUUGCAUCCCUUUUGUUUGGACCAAGUCAAUAUCACUCCCUGCUCCGAAAAUGAGUACUACUUCAAAAUGCUCACUUGAGUUGCCAUAUUCUCCAUCAAUUCACACUUAUGAGUAUUAUGGCCCUCUUCCUCGCUAUAUGAUUUUAAGCUUUGAUGUGUGGGGCAUUCGAUCCCUGCUUCACACCGUAUUCUUCAACUCAGACAUCGAGUGUAACUUGGUGGCGGCGUGGAUGAGUUCAGCAUUCGACGUUAUAGAUCCAGUGACGCAGGAACGGAAUAUCGUAAAGCUUCUCAAAAUCCUUGCAAGACGUCUACCGAAGUUAGCGCCACUGUGGCUCGGAGCUAUGCUUCUUCACGCCGCGACAUGGACAGGCACAAUAGGGUCAUUCAUUACACUGAGCCCAGGUGUAAGUGAUGGCAAAGUGAUCAGACGCGAGGACGAAUGCCGACUACUUCAUAUCAUCGGCUGUGGUUCCUAUGCUAGACUUCCUGUGUGGCCAUGGAAGCCUUUCGGGGAAACUUUGCUUAAUGAUUCCGAGCUGGAGGCCCAAAAACAUGCCCAGUGUAAUUGCCAUUGUUUAGAGUACCAGGCAUGGUACUGGGAACUCGCAGACGGAAAAGACUUGGAAGCCCGUGGGGCUGAUGCCCAUCAGCCAGGUGACAACGUUACGCAGAUUGAUUCUGUGCUCAAGAGUGCUCCAAGUCAGUGUUCCAUUGAUUGCUUGUCAGAUGACUUGUCAGAGAAUCCAACACGAGGAAUAUUUGGAUGGUUAAGAUCAACUGGGUAUCCAGCAAAUGAAAGGCAUAUAUACAAGCAUCCUUGGUUCGACGUUGGAGACUCUGAUGAGGAUGAGAUUUUGGACAAUCAGGAGGAUGGUUGUAGAGUUAAUGAGGCAGCCAGACAUAAGGCAGUGGAGAAUUUGCUCGAUAGGAACUCAUGA